Messenger RNA from Prorocentrum cordatum, 753 nucleotides. The record is from the annotation of a GenBank genome assembly. Lineage: Eukaryota; Dinophyceae; Prorocentrales; Prorocentraceae.
AUGCCGGCGGGCCACGUGAUUUGCCUCACGCCGCCGGCGCCCCCCGCGGCGAUCCAGCAGCUCCUGGAGGCGCGAGCCAAGGCGCGGGCCGCGUCGCGGGAGGCGCCCCCGCUGGACCCCGCCGAGCUGAGGCGGAGCCCCCGCGGGGGGCGCCUCCACCCUGCAGCCCCUGCGAGGGGCGCCUCCCCGCAGAGGGAGCCCGCGGCGGCGCGGGCCCGCGAGCUGGAGAGGCGCGCGGCGGCGCAGGAGUUUGUGGAGGAGGGAAGCUCGUCGGGCUCGGAGCUGUGGGAGCAGGAGUCCCAGGACUCCGACGAGGGCCCGGGCGCGAGACGCCCCCAGGCCCGCGCGUCCAUGUCGAAGCCCGUGGUCUUGACCAUCCUCCUCCUGAACCUCGCCGCGAUGCUGGGAAUCGCAUACAACGGGCUCGCGGACGUGAUGACCUCGAGCCAGCCGGCGGGAGUCCGGAAGGCACGGGACGACUCUGGAGACGGAGGGCACGCCAGGGGAGGCGUCUACCUUGUCACCAGCGGCAAGGCGCAGCGGAGCGAGGACGUGGCCGUCGCGAGCGAGGGGCCGCAGCGGCGACCCGUGGCGGCGGACCUCGCAGGGCAGCCCGAGGGCCUCGCGGAGCUCUCCGAGGGCCAGGCCGAAGGUACGACAGAGGAGAUGAAAGCCUCCGCGGCUUCACCGUCUGAGCGGCAGUCAGGCAAGCCAACUGGGCGCGAGGCAGACGCCGAAGAGGCACCACUGUAA